CCCAAACACACACAGUCUUCUCUCCUCCUCUUCCUGCUCCUCCUUCUGUCUCACAUACUCUCUCAUUCAGCAGACAGAACAGGAGACUCUGCCUCUCUUUGCCUCUUCUUCAUCCUUUUAAGGCAUUUUAUUACACCCUCAGCUCACCUCUUCAGGUUCAGGUAAAGUUUCUCUGGUUUCAACAGAUGAGCAGACAGCGGAAUGAAAAAGACUAAACUAAAACACAAGAGGUUGCGGUGAACACCUGACAAAGAUGGACCUGCUGACGAUCUUCUGUCACCUCCUGCUUUUGUUUUUUGAUCCAUCCGCAACCACGAGCCUCAUUACAGCAGAUAUAUUCGAAGCCAGAGGUCAACGUGUGUGCAAGGCAGGGAAAGGGAGGCCGUGCUACAAGCUGGCCUAUUUCUCCGAGCUCCGGCGGCGGCUAAACUUCGUGGAGGCAGAGCUCGCCUGUAGACGGGACGGCGGGCAGCUGCUGAGCGUGGAGUCAGCAUCCGAGCAGAAGAUUGUAGAGCAGCUCAUCACAGAGCUUCGCCCGACUGAUGGAGACUUCUGGAUCGGUCUCCGCCGUAACCAUGGAAACGAGGACAGCAGCUCAGACUGCUCCUCACAGUACUACUGGCUGGACGGCAGCAAGUCUACAUUUAGGAACUGGCAUUGGGAUGAGCCAUCAUGCGGCUACGAGGUGUGUGUGGUGAUGUAUCACCAACCGUCCGCUCCUCCCGGUCUGGGGGGGCUUUACAUGUUCCAGUGGAACGACGACAAUUGCGAAACCAAGAACAACUUCAUCUGCAAAUACACUGCAGAGAAGCCACAGGACCCUUCCCCUUCUCCCAACUCCACUCAAACAAAUGUCUUCCCUUCAUCUGUGCUGCCGUGGAUUCCAAAUGACCACAACCAGGACAGACAUACAGCUUUUAAUUUGAUCUACAUCAUCAUUCCCACCAUUCCCCUGAUCCUGCUGUUACUGACGGUGAUUGGAGUGUGCUGCUUCAAAAUGCUUGUCAGACGAAAAAGGAGCCAGCAGAAAUCAGAAGUAUGCCAGACGGAGGCGGGCCUCUGCCCCAGCCCGGCUCCAACUGACGUCUACAACGUUAUUCGCUCCCAGAAGGAGGACGACUUGGUUUCAACUCGCCCAAACACCAAGAACACCUCCUUUUUAUGCUCCUCCCCCGACACCCCGACAGGUGACUACGACAACCUGGGGGGUCGGGACACAGAGAGCGGCUUUGUGACGCUUGCCAGCACCGAGAGCUGCUUCCUCAAUUAUGACCUCAACGACCUCAGCCUUGGACGUCGUGCCACCCGCGACUUCUACAACACCAGCUUGGGCCGCUCGGCCAAGAGGGACUUGAAUGACGGCGGUCUGGGCUGCACCGGGCACAGAGAGUUUUAUGACAGGAGUCUAGGUCGUCGUACGACAAAGAGUGAGCAUUACGGCAGCAGCGUGUACAGGGACCAUGGAUUGUAUGAUGGCAGUAUCAGGGGAGGGAGUGACCUCUAUGACCCCAAACUCAGGCCUGGAAGUCAAACAGUAAAGGCUGACCUCUAUCAGACAUACAUCACCAACGGCAAGGAAGACACUUACCAAACCAGCCUGGGAACCUACGGAAACCGAAAAUCCUACCAAGCAAAUCUGGACUGCUACAGAAAUGGUCUGAAUCUUGAUGGCGGAAGGAGAUACUUCAAUGAACAAGAAUGGAUCAACAGAGAAAACUACUGAUCCUCUGAACAACUCCUUUAUUGUGUAAACAGCAGUGUGUGUAAUUGAGGCCGGGACGACAGAACAGCAAAAAACUGUGCACGUACGUGGUUGUAAUUGUUUGUAUGGUAUGUUUCUGAAGCCUUUUAGGGGAUUUAUAUGAGAUGCUCAAAUUGUGUUUUGUCUCUACAAUUCAUCCUGUAGCCCGUCUGACUGUGUGACAAUUGGGUUGUGGUAAUCUAACACAAAUUUGAUUGGGAAUAUGAACUUGAAAUUAAAAGGAUCAGUUUACCCAAAUUAUUAUAAAAAAAAAAAAAAAAAAAUCUUGCAGCAUAGGUUCAGCAUUGAAGAAUUACAUUUAAAUAAUUCAACUGCAACAUCUUUCCAGAAACAAUGUUCAGGUUACUCUGAAUAAUCGACACACCUACAGUUUUCACUGUAAAUACUCUCAAGUGAAGUCUGUGGAUUAUCGGGGACAAUUUGCCUGGACAGGUAGGCUACUACUGUAGUGUUCGCAUCGCAAAUCUAAGCCCAUUCACCUUUACUAUAUUGGGGUGGUGAACCGUCACUUUAAAGGAGUCUUGAGAAUAGAUAUUAAAUAUGAACACACUAAAGCCUGUUUACAAGUCUUGGGGAAUACUACUGCAAAUGUGAUAAGUUAUACGUACGAAGCCUUUUGUGGCUCCAGAAGGAGCUGCAUAAAAUCUGAUAAAUUGCCCCAAGUGAUGUCACUGGAGUCAAUGUUGGUUGGUGAUGAAAACUACAAGUUUGAGAAAAGAAAAUAUGGGCAUGUGGAGUUAGACAGAACAAAGUGAUCUUACCAGACCCCUGUAGCCUGCUCCUCGUCUCUGCUUGAGGCUAGUGGCUCGAGGCUACUAGCAUAACACACGAAUCUCAGAUCAAACUGUUAAGGGUCAAGUUGCAUUGUGGGUAAUAUAGGCACUAUGUCAUGACCAUAGACUAUAUAUAAGAAAUGGACGUCUUCACCCUGACGUCACCCAUUGG
Sebastes umbrosus (honeycomb rockfish) is the source of this 2707-nucleotide messenger RNA. RefSeq names its product layilin a (gene layna). The record is from RefSeq and is a predicted model, not a curated record. The coding region runs from base 254 to 1723 and encodes 489 amino acids. NCBI's taxonomy places the organism in Eukaryota, Metazoa, Chordata, Actinopteri, Perciformes, Sebastidae. Gene Ontology annotation, molecular function: hyaluronic acid binding. The transcript is spliced from 8 exons.